ACACAAGGGCUGCAGUUGAGCCGACGAAGAGCUCCCUUGCUCGUGUUGGCCUUGCGAUGCUCGCUACCAGCGCUUGCCGCCGCGAGUUGAGGCUGGCUGCACUCGAUGCAGCCCUCGAGAGCCCUCUGCUCGGCGUCAUCGCCCUUCGAGCAGGCUGGGAGAUCGCAAGCGCUCGGCUCGGCGGCGCGUGCUUCACAAAACUUGCCGACUUGACUUUGGAGCGAUGCUCGCUUUGACCAGUCGCCGGGCGAUAUGCUGUCAGUGCAGCGUACGCACCUUUGCAUCGACCUCACGCAUCAAUGCAAGCGAUCUGCCCAGUCGGCUGCGUGAAGCGAUGAAAGAGUCUAUGCGUGCACGCAACGCCGAACGAACGAGCGUCCUCAAGUCGGCAUUGGCAGCCAUUCAGAACUCGCAACAUCUCGCCUCGCCGCCUGCGCCGAUAAAGACAUUGUUCAAGGCGAUACAACAGCGUGAAGCUGCUAUUCUCGAGUUCCGUAGCAACGGUAGCAAAGACGCACAAGCUCUCGCUGAACAGUACCAGCGUGAGGUCGAAGUGCUUGGCGAGUUUAUUGGCAAGUCAUCAGAGCAGAGCGCGUCCAUAGCGCCCGAGGAACUCGUCAGUGUCUUGACCGAUUUGCUCAAAGAGCUCGGCCUCGAGAAGACGGCAAAGUCGUCCGGACAGCUCAUCAAGACCGCACUGACACGCUUGAGCGAACGAGCAACUCCCAAGCAGAUAGCAGACGCAGCAAGGACAUUGUUCAUGCGCAUGUGCGGCCGCUGUACAACAUCAUGCGUGAAAGUGGACACAAACUUGCAUCGUCAGUUGCGAACGUCACUCUUGACGCCGGAGCGCCUGGUCGUUUUUGGUUUGGAUGCAAGAGAUGAGGGAGAAAAUGCGCGGUUCGGACUUCCCGGUAUCGUGGUAUACUGCUGCUCGGUGUGUGCCAGUCUUUGGUGA
This is a messenger RNA of Mixia osmundae IAM 14324, 958 nucleotides long. RefSeq lists its product as uncharacterized. The coding region runs from base 224 to 958 and encodes 244 amino acids. The transcript is spliced from 3 exons. Gene Ontology annotation, cellular component: mitochondrion. The record is from RefSeq and is a predicted model, not a curated record. Gene Ontology annotation, molecular function: carbon-nitrogen ligase activity, with glutamine as amido-N-donor. NCBI's taxonomy places the organism in Eukaryota, Fungi, Basidiomycota, Mixiomycetes, Mixiales, Mixiaceae.